This is a messenger RNA of Cladocopium goreaui, 2586 nucleotides long. The record is from the annotation of a GenBank genome assembly. Lineage: Eukaryota; Dinophyceae; Suessiales; Symbiodiniaceae.
AUGAAAAUCGGUGAACUCGCGAAACGCAGUGGUCUCACGGCCCACACCAUUCGCUACUACGAACGGAUCGGGCUGUUGCCCUUUGCGGAUCGCGAUGCCGGCGGACGACGCGACUACGACGCGUCGAUCCUCGUCUGGAUCGACUUCCUCGACCGGUUGAAGACCACCGGCAUGCCCAUCCGCGAGAUGCUGCGCUACGCGGCAUUGCGUGAGGAGGGUGAACACACCGGGCCGGAGCGGCGGCGCAUCCUGGAAGCGCAUCGCGAACAGGUGCGGGCGCACAUGGCCGAUUUGCAGGCCUGCCUUCUCGUUCUCGACACCAAGAUCGACACGUAUGUCGAGGAAAGCAGGUUGGAGCGCGGGCAGCGCGCUCUUGAGGCCAUAGACGGCAAGGCAGGCCGGAACGUGAUCGAGGCGCUGGCCGACAUCGCGCCGGAUUUCGCCACCUAUCUGUUCGAGUUCCCCUUCGGUGAUAUCUACUCGCGCCCGGGCCUGUCGUUGCGCGACCGCGAGAUCGCCACGAUUGCCGCGCUGGCGGCAAUGGGGACGGCACCUCCCCAGCUCAAGGUGCAUAUCGAGGCCGGAUUGAAUGUCGGCCUGAGCCGGGAGGAAAUCACCGAGAUCCUGAUGCAGAUGGCGGUCUACGCCGGCUUUCCCGCCGCGCUGAACGGGCUCUUCGCGGCGAAAGAGGUCUAUGCACUGAGGGAAGGUUCGCCAGGCUUCAGCCUCGGUUCGCGGAGCGAAGUACGUUCGCUGCGACGAUGCAGUUUGAUGAAAAGCAAGAUGAAGAAAUAUCAGUCAUACAAGAUCUCCGUGGCGCCCAUGAUGGAGUGGACGGACCGCUUUUGCCGUGCCUUCCACCGGCAAUUGAGCGGCAAUGCGCUGCUCUAUACGGAGAUGGUCGCGGGCGCUGCCGUGAUCCAUGGAGACCGUCAACGGCUGCUCGGUUUCCGCGAUCUUGAGCACCCCGUCGCCUGCCAGCUAGGCGGUUCCGACCCGAAGGAGCUGGCUGAGGCGGCGCGCAUCGUGGCGGAUUUCGGCUAUGACGAAAUCAACCUGAAUGUCGGCUGCCCUUCCGAUCGUGUGCAAUCGGGGCGGUUCGGCGCAUGCCUCAUGCGCGAGCCUGACCUCGUGGGCGAAUGCGUUUCGGCCAUGAAGGCUGUCGUUUCGGUCCCUGUCACCGUGAAGUGUCGUAUCGGUGUCGACGAUCAGGAUCCGGAACCGGCGCUCGACGCGAUGGCUGACCGGGUGGUCGAGGCCGGCGUCGAUGCGCUUUGGGUCCAUGCACGCAAGGCGUGGCUGAAAGGGUUGUCGCCGAAGGAAAACCGGGACAUCCCACCGCUCGACCAUGACCGGGUCUAUCGGCUCAAGCAGCGUCUGCCGGGCCUUUACAUCGGAAUCAACGGCGGGAUCGCCGAUCUGGACGAGGCUGAAGCGCAUCUUGCCCAUGUCGACGGAGUGAUGCUCGGGCGUGCCGCCUAUCAUGAUCCCUGGGUCCUGGCGCGAGUCGACAGCCGGUUUCACGGCGAAGAAGACCCCGUUUUAGACAGGGACGAGGCAAUCGAGCGGUUUCGUCCCAUUGUCGAGGAGGAACUCGCGAAGGGCGCCCGCGCAAAUCAGCUCAUGCGCCACAUGCUUGGCCUCUAUCACGGCGUGCCGGGCGCACGCGCGUGGCGCCGACGGCUGACCGUCGAUGCCGUCAGACCGGGUGCCGGGAUCGAGGUGCUCGAUGCGGCGAUUGCCGAGAUCGGACGGGGCGGGCUGGACAAAAGCGGCGAGGUCAUCGGCCUUGCUUUCGCGCUGCUGGCGUCGGGCGCCGUUGCCGGCCUUCUGGCCGGUGUCUUCGGCAUUGGCGGCGGGGCGGUUCUGGUGCCCGUCCUGUUCCAGUUCCUGACCUGGCUGGGCGUCGACGAGUCCGUGCGCAUGCAUGUGUCGGUGGCGACAUCGCUCGGCAUUAUCGUUCCCACGUCGAUCCGCUCCUUCCUCGCGCACAAGAAGCGUGGUGCCGCGGAUCUCGAGCUCCUGAAGAGCUGGAUCAUUCCCGUGCCGGCCGGUGCCAUUGUCGCGAGCUUUGUCGCCGCCUAUGUUUCCGGCGACGAACUCAAGGCCAUCUUUGCUGGCAUUGCGGUCGCGGUCGGUCUCAGAAUGCUCCUGAACCGGGAGAGCUGGCGGUUGGGCUCCGACAUCCCCGGAAAUCCCGUGCGUGCGAUCUGCGGCAUGCUGAUCGGAUUUUUCUCGACCCUGAUGGGCAUCGGCGGUGGCGUCAUGAACAACACGUUCAUGACCCUGUUCGGCCGGCCGAUCCAUCAGGCCGUGGCAACCUCGUCGGGCACCGGCGUUCUGAUCUCCAUUCCCGGUGUGAUCGGUCUCGUGUGGGCCGGCUGGGGACACCCGGACCUGCCUGCGUUCUCGCUCGGCUACGUGAACCUGCUCGGUGUCGCGCUGAUCAUUCCGAUCACGACGUUUGCGGCGCCCUUCGGCGUCAAGAUCGCCCAUGCGCUGCCCAAGCGCGCGCUGGAGAUCUUCUUCGGCCUGUUCCUGCUGAGUGUUGCGGCACGUUUCGCCUGGAGCCUGUGGGCCGGCUGA